AUGGGAUGUCAGCUCCUGCUGCAGCGCCUGCGGCGAAAGACUAGAGGCGCCGGCGACGGCCUCCUGGCCGCGCUGCAGAGCGGCUUGCGCGGCCGGGGCGCGCAAGGCUCCGGCGACCCGGGCGACGCCGGCGGCGCCGCCGGGGGAGGCGGGCGCAUCCGCGAGGUGCUCCUCAGCUCCGUGGCGGGCGUGACCGUGGCGGUGUCCGCUGCCCUCUGGCUCAACCAGGCCAGCCUGGUCGACUCCGCAGCGGCCCGCCGGACGCGGCGGAUCGUGCGGCAGGCGUCCAUGGCCGUGUCGGAGGCGGUGCUGACACCGAUGAGCCGGCUGCUGCAGGGCUACCUGCAGCGCCAGGGCAGCCUGGGCGGCCAGAGCCCCCUGCGCUCCGGGAGGUGCCUGCCCGCCUCGUGGGAGGGCGCGCCCGAGGAGGCCCUGCAGGGCAGGAGGGGCAAGUUCGCCACCGCGGCCCACCUGGCCAUGGUGGGCACGCUCCCCUCACCCUGCUCUGCCAACACGGCGGCGCAGGGGUGA
Molecule: messenger RNA, 531 nt
Organism: Prorocentrum cordatum
Lineage: Eukaryota; Dinophyceae; Prorocentrales; Prorocentraceae
Source: the annotation of a GenBank genome assembly